AUGGAUGACCACAAACCCACCGAAACGUUCGUGGAGGUGGCGUCGCCCGACGGCCAGCCACAGGACGACAAGCAGCUCAAGCCCGAGCCACGCCUCCUAGGGGCCGUGAAGCUGGUGCACGAGGGUGAGAUCGUGCUCGUGCCGCAACCAACAGCGGAUCCACGCGACCCACUGAAUCUCCCCGACUGGCGGAAGUGGUUGAUCCUGUUCAUCGUGGCACUCUACGCAAUGACCGGAAACCUCCUCGCCAGCGGCAUCGGAGUGAUGGUACCCCUACUGAACACGUACUACGACAACGACCGCCGGGUCAACGACCUGGUGACCUGGCCCUCGUUCUACAUGGGGCUGGGCAAUCUGAUCGCGAUGCCGAUCGCGGACACCGUGGGCCGGCGCCCGGUGUACCUGGCCUCGAACGUGAUCCUCAUCGCCGGCGGGAUCUGGUGCGCCGUGUCCCGCGAUCUGGGGUCGCACAUCGGGGGCCGGGACUUCAUGGCGCUGGCGGCGGGCCAGAGCGAGGCGCUGUGCGUGCUGAUCGCGGAGGAGACCUUCUUCCUGCACCAGCGGGGCAACCGGAUCGCGUGGUUCUGCUCGCUGCAGACGCUGGGCACGGCGGGGUUCAUCAUCGCGAGCUCGUACCUGACGAACGCGCUGGGGUGGCGCUGGUGGUACGGGAUCUUCACGGUUGUCAGCGGGGUGACCUUCGUGCUGAGCGUGGUGUUCGUGACGGAGACCAAGUAUGAGCGCAGCGCGGCCAGUCUGUCCGGCCUCCCCGACUCCCCCAGCGCAACCCCGCUAACCGCGCGCCAACACCGCACGCGGGCCCUCGACCGAACCCCAACCCCAACCCUCACCACCACCGACCUCCUCCCCUGGUGCCCCACCUUAACCCCCAACUACCGCCGCAUCCCGCAAUUCUACAAGCACCUCCUCCAGCUAACAAUCAUCCCCAACAUCUUGUGGCUGAUCCUCACGACCGGCGCAUUACUAGGAACCUACAUCGUGAUGUCCGCGGUCUUCGCGCCCGUGCUCCUGGCCCCGCCCUACUCCUUCUCGCCCAACAACCUGGGCCUAGUCAUGGGCUCGCAGGCCAUCGUGGCCUUCGUGGUGCAGCCCCUCGCCGGCACGCUCAGCGACUACAUCCUCACGCAGUACGCCCAACACCACCCGGCGGGCCACAGCAACCCGGAAUCCCGCCUGCUGCCGGCCAUCCUCCCGUUCGGCGUGGCCAUCGCCGCGUGCAUCAUCUUCGGCAAGUCGUGCGCGUACCCCGCGGAGUGGAGCUGGGCCGGGGUGGUGGAGGGCAUGAACGCGCUGUUCUACAGUUUCGUGAGCAUCGUGGUCACCGCGUUCGUGUACAGUAUGGAUUGCUAUCCGCGCCGCGGGCAUGUGGCCAUGGUGGCGCUGUGUGCCGGCCGCGGGUUUAUUGGGUUCGGGAUCAGUUUUGGGACCAGUGCGUUUGUGGACAGGGUCGGGUAUGAUGGGGCGUUGGAGGUUUGCGCGGUGGUGGUGGGCGUGUUGGCCGGGUGUGGCGUGGGGUUGUUUUUUUGGGGCGCGUGGGUUAGGCGGGUUAUGGCCAGGUGGGUGGGGGAUGUGUAG
Aspergillus japonicus CBS 114.51 is the source of this 1596-nucleotide messenger RNA. Its product is annotated as MFS general substrate transporter. Lineage: Eukaryota; Fungi; Ascomycota; Eurotiomycetes; Eurotiales; Aspergillaceae. The record is from RefSeq and is a predicted model, not a curated record. The transcript has 4 exons. Gene Ontology annotation, molecular function: transmembrane transporter activity. The coding region runs from base 1 to 1596 and encodes 531 amino acids. Gene Ontology annotation, biological process: transmembrane transport.